CUGCUCCUCAGCGUUCGCUUAUGACGGCACUAGGACCCAGGGAAGUCCCUGAGCGAGGUUCGCAGAAAGGCAGCCAGACUCCUCCUUAUCUCCAGUGUCAAACUUGACAUCAGCCUGCGAGCGGAGCAUGGUAACUUCUCCAGCAAUCAGAGCGCUCCCCCUCACAUCAGUGGCAUGCUUCAUGGAGAUAUGCUCCUCUCACUGCCCUCUGCACCAGCAACAUGGAUUGUCACCUCUCCAUCCUCCUCCUUCUCAGCAGCUCUAUUCUCAACUGCUUCGGGGAACUGACUCUCCAGCCUUCCAAUGAAGUCAAUCUGCUGGAUUCAAAAACAAUUCAAGGGGAGCUGGGCUGGAUCUCUUACCCAUCACAUGGGUGGGAAGAAAUCAGUGGUGUUGAUGAACAUUACACACCCAUCAGGACUUACCAGGUGUGCAAUGUCAUGGAUCAUAGUCAAAAUAAUUGGCUGAGGACAAACUGGGUCCCCAGGAACUCAGCUCAGAAGAUUUAUGUAGAGCUCAAGUUCACUCUACGGGACUGCAACAGCAUUCCAUUGGUUUUGGGAACUUGCAAGGAGACUUUCAACCUGUACUACAUGGAGUCCGACGAUGACCACGGGGUCAAGUUCCGAGAGCAUCAGUUCGCAAAGAUUGACACGAUUGCAGCCGAUGAAAGUUUCACUCAAAUGGACCUCGGGGACCGUAUUCUGAAGCUUAAUACUGAGGUUAGAGAAGUGGGUCCUGUCAACAAAAAGGGAUUUUAUCUGGCUUUUCAAGAUGUCGGCGCUUGUGUUGCCUUGGUGUCUGUGAGGGUAUACUUCAAAAAGUGCCCGUUUACGGUGAAGAAUCUGGCUAUGUUUCCAGACACGGUGCCCAUGGAUUCCCAAUCCCUGGUGGAGGUUAGAGGUUCUUGUGUUAACAAUUCUAAGGAGGAAGACCCUCCCAGGAUGUAUUGCAGUACGGAAGGAGAAUGGCUUGUACCCAUUGGCAAGUGCUCGUGCAAUGCCGGCUAUGAAGAAAGAGGUUUUACGUGUCAAGCUUGUCAACCGGGUUUCUACAAGGCUUCAGAUGGCAAUACGAAGUGCACCAAGUGCCCACCUCACAGUUCUACUCAUGACGAUGGUUCAGUGAACUGCAGGUGUGAGAAUAAUUACUUCCGAGCAGACAAAGACCCUCCAUCCAUGGCUUGUACCCGACCUCCAUCUGCACCAAGGAACGUUAUCUCUAAUAUAAAUGAGACCUCAGUUAUCUUGGACUGGAGUUGGCCCCUGGACACAGGAGGCCGGAAAGAUGUUACCUUCAACAUCAUAUGUAAAAAAUGUGGGUGGAAUGUAAAACAUUGUGAGCCAUGCAGCCCAAAUGUUCGCUUCCUCCCUCGACAGUUUGGACUCACCAACACCACAGUGACAGUGACAGACCUGCUGGCACACACUAACUAUACCUUUGAGAUUGAUGCCAUUAAUGGGGUGUCAGAGCUGAGCUCACCACCAAGACAGUUUGCUGCAGUCAGCAUCACAACUAAUCAGGCUGCUCCAUCACCUGUCAUGACAAUUAAGAAGGAUCGUACAUCCAGAAAUAGUAUCUCCUUAUCCUGGCAAGAACCCGAACACCCUAAUGGGAUCAUAUUGGACUACGAGGUCAAAUACUAUGAAAAGCAGGAACAAGAGACAAGUUACACUAUUCUGAGGGCAAGAGGCACGAAUGUUACCAUCAGUAGCCUCAAGCCUGACACUACAUAUGUAUUCCAAAUCCGAGCCCGAACCGCAGCUGGAUACGGGACCAACAGCCGCAAGUUUGAGUUUGAAACUAGUCCAGACUCUUUCUCUAUCUCUGGUGAAAAUAGCCAAGUAGUAAUGAUUGCCAUUUCAGCGGCAGUAGCAAUUAUUCUCCUCACAGUCGUCACCUACGUUUUGAUUGGGAGGUUCUGUGGCUAUAACAAGUCAAAACAUGGUCCAGAUGAAAAAAGACUUCAUUUUGGGAAUGGACAUUUAAAACUUCCAGGUCUCAGGACUUACGUUGACCCCCACACAUAUGAAGACCCUACCCAAGCAGUUCAUGAGUUUGCUAAGGAAUUGGACGCCACCAACAUAUCCAUUGACAAAGUUGUUGGAGCAGGUGAAUUUGGGGAGGUGUGCAGUGGUCGCUUAAAGCUUCCAUCCAAAAAAGAGAUUUCAGUAGCCAUCAAGACACUGAAAGUAGGCUAUACUGAAAAGCAAAGGAGAGAUUUCCUGGGAGAAGCAAGCAUUAUGGGACAAUUUGACCAUCCCAAUAUCAUUCGAUUGGAGGGAGUUGUCACUAAAAGUAAACCAGUUAUGAUUGUUACAGAAUACAUGGAAAAUGGUUCCUUGGACAGUUUCUUACGCAAACAUGAUGCCCAAUUUACAGUCAUCCAGCUGGUGGGGAUGCUUCGGGGGAUAGCAUCUGGCAUGAAGUACCUCUCAGAUAUGGGCUAUGUUCACCGAGACCUCGCUGCUAGGAACAUUUUGAUCAACAGCAAUUUGGUGUGUAAGGUUUCUGAUUUUGGACUUUCACGCGUUCUAGAAGAUGACCCAGAAGCUGCUUACACAACAAGAGGAGGAAAGAUCCCCAUCCGGUGGACGUCACCGGAAGCUAUAGCCUACCGCAAAUUCACGUCAGCCAGCGAUGUAUGGAGUUAUGGGAUUGUUCUCUGGGAGGUGAUGUCCUAUGGAGAGAGACCAUACUGGGAAAUGUCCAAUCAGGAUGUAAUUAAAGCUGUGGACGAGGGCUACCGACUGCCACCCCCAAUGGACUGCCCAGCUGCGUUGUACCAGCUGAUGCUGGAUUGCUGGCAGAAAGACAGAAACAACAGACCCAAGUUUGAGCAGAUUGUCAGCAUUCUGGACAAGCUAAUCCGGAACCCAGGCAGUCUGAAGAUCAUCACCAGUGCGGCAGCAAGGCCAUCAAACCUUCUUCUGGACCAAAGCAAUGUCGACAUCACUACCUUCCGUACAACAGGUGACUGGCUUAAUGGUGUCCGGACAGCACAGUGCAAGGAAAUUUUCACAGGCGUGGAAUACAGUUCUUGUGACACCAUAGCCAAGAUUUCCACAGAUGACAUGAAAAAGGUUGGUGUCACUGUGGUUGGACCACAGAAGAAGAUCAUUAGUAGCAUUAAAGCUCUAGAAACACAAUCAAAGAAUGGUCCAGUUCCAGUGUAAAGUGCUACUUUUGGAAGGAAAUGGUGGCUGUAGAAGACAUAGCAUCACUCUGCAGACAGAUGAUAAUGCUGGAAAUACUGUUGGAAUUUCCAAGCCCAAUAAGAUACUCAGAUAUGAGUACAAAUGCCUUAAAAUGGAAUUAAAAACUCUUUAUUUUCCCUUGUCAUUUAGUGGAUGGGUGAGUGGGUGUAUUUUGUUUUGUAAUUGAUUUUUAUAUUAGUUUAUGGAUUAAAUUAAAAUGUUUCAGCACGAAAUGAUGAAAAACUAGCAUAGAACCAUUGAAUAUCUUCUGACUAUGAAAAAAACAAACACGUGAAUAACAAAGCGAAUAUGGUGGCUCUGUUUGCUAAUAGCCACAAAAGGAAAGACUUGUGAUAUUUUUAUACACAAAAGAAAUCUGUAACUGGUAUUUUUUUCUUUAAAAGCAAGCAAAACAGAGGAAUUUAUACCUCAAACUAUCUGGCCAUACUUACUACCUUUUCAUUGUAUUAUUCUCUUUUAUCUGUUAAAAGCAUAUAGAAAGGAAGACUGUAGUUGUUUUAAGUACUACACAUUUUUCAUUGUUAGCUUCCUUAAGUAUUAUCGUGUAAAAAAAUCUUAAUUUUGAAGAAAAAUACAUAUUUAUUUUCUUUUGAAUUGUUUUUGUUUUCUAUUUAUGCCUUGAUGAUUUAAUUUAGAUUUGUUACAGCCAAGUGCCAAAUGCCCUCACAAAUUGUCAGCAGUAGGAAACAUGGUAAACUAGACAUAGAGAAUGAUGGACUUUUUUCCAGAUUUUUGAGCCAUCUACUUAUAUGUAUCACUAUCUAUAUGUAUAAAAAGAAAGAAACCAAACUCAAAAAUCUCUCAUUGUCUAAAUUAUCUUAUCCAUUUUUGUCUCUUCAUUUGUUAUAAACUGUAUGCUCCUAAUUUAGUGUAAUAUACUGGCUUGUAUGUAAUGGAUUCUCAAUGACAUACCUGCCCUACAAUGAUACUUAGGAAACCAUUAACUCCAUCUAUUGGUAAAGAAGCUAUAUUAGAGCUCUUAAAUAGAAAGUAGCUACCCCGGAAAGAAUUUAAAUUUUAUUUAGAUGGCUGCAUUAAUUGGCAACACAGCCUAUAGACCAAUGCAUGAGUCAAAAAAUCACUUGCUGACUGGCUUUGAAAUAUCACUCAAUAUCUUUGCUUAAAAUUGUUGAGCUGUUUUUAGGGAAUGAUGAUAACUCAACUAGUCAUCUGUAUCACUGAGAUUUAGUUAAUUUAACAUUAUGAUCAUUAAUAGCAGGUAUUAUCUCAAAGAGUCUUCCACUGAAAUGCACCUGUUGUAAUUUUGGUGUAUAGCUUAGAAGCAUUUACUGAGCACAUAAUUUUCAAAACAGAUGGUUAUCUAGCAAAUGAUUCAAAAUCUGUAAACAGUGGAGAGAUCUCUCAUUGCAGGAACUUAGACUUACUAUUCCAUAAAGGUCAAAUAGGCACAUACUCAGUAAUAUUUGAAAAGAUGUACCUGGUGGAGAUCUAGCCACUAAUAUAUUGUGAAGCAACAUUUUAGCUCUAUCUAUAUUUCUUCUAAUGCUGAUAUGAUCAUGUUAUGGAAAAAGAAAUGCAUACGUCACAAGAAUAGAAUGAAUAAAACAGUGCUGCAAAAUUUAUGUUCUCAUGCAAAAUGGAACAUUAUAUAGCUUACAAUCACAGAUCAAAAUUCACAAGUGCUUAUCUGUUAUAAAUUUAGUGUCAUAAUGCUUAGGUUGUGAUCCUUCAUAUAUGAGAUUAUUUCUUAAAUUUGGCAAUAUUCCUUAUAACCAAAUCAUCCAACUACAAUUUUGUAUUGGAUGUAUAAGAGCAUGAAUUUUUUUAAAAAGAUAUAUGUAAUUAUGAAAUUAACUACAAAUUUUACAUAAACCAACUAGAAGCAGCUAAAAAACAUUUUUGAUCAAAUAUUUUGUUGUAAAAUGUUAGAUUGAGAUCUGAGUCUGGCUUGAGUCUCGUUUUAUCCCACACUAGCAUUUACUUUUGUAGAUACUAUUCCAAACAUACUCAAAAAAAUCUGUGCAUUUCAUGAACUAAUAGAAAUCAAGAAUUAUUGAAUCUUUUUUCACUUAAUUCGGCUGUCGUGUCCAUUUCAAAGUAGAGAUUGUAUACACAGUAUAUUGCUUUUCGUUUUUCACUAUUUUUCUAUCUGACCUCUUAUAAAAUUACUUUACACAAUUCUUACCCUGUACAUAUGUAAACAUAACAGUGUACGAUUCUUAACUGUGGAGUAGAGGUACUAGAAUGCUUAUGGCCAUCUCUUUGUACAGGAACUGCAUUGAUUUUCAAUAAACAUGAAACCACAUCUCCUUCAUAACGUUAUGUACCAUAUUAUUGUUUUGUAUCUUAUAUUUGGUUUACAUAUAUUAUUUAUUUCUGGUAACUUGCCCAGAUUUUCUGUCCUAAGUAGCAAUUAAACCAUGUAUAAAUGUGAUAUGAUUGGCAAUAUGUAUUUACUUUAAACUUGUAUUUUCAAAACAUUACUCAUCUAGUUUAUGUUGUACAAUGUAGAUGGCCUCUUACUAAUGUAAAAUGAUUUGUAGUGGAAACAUUUAUAUUUUUAUAAUAAACAUAAUGAAAAUAUUUUUUACAGAUUGGAA
Pteropus alecto (black flying fox) is the source of this 5779-nucleotide messenger RNA. It is a transcript of the gene EPHA3, whose product is annotated as EPH receptor A3. Gene Ontology annotation, cellular component: neuron projection; plasma membrane. Gene Ontology annotation, biological process: axon guidance; cell surface receptor protein tyrosine kinase signaling pathway; protein phosphorylation. The record is from RefSeq and is a predicted model, not a curated record. Bases 222 to 3176 code for a protein of 984 amino acids. The transcript has 17 exons. Gene Ontology annotation, molecular function: transmembrane-ephrin receptor activity; ATP binding; protein binding. Lineage: Eukaryota; Metazoa; Chordata; Mammalia; Chiroptera; Pteropodidae.